AUGCCUAUCCCCGUCCCCAAAGCCGACAGCCUCAAGGAUCUCCUUAGCCUAAGGGGCAAGGUCGUCAUUGUGACUGGCGCCUCAGGAGCCCGCGGUAUGGGUAUCGAAGCAGCCCGUGGUUGCGCCGAGAUGGGCGCCGAUCUAGCCAUCACUUACUCCUCUCGACCAGAGGGCGGCGAGAAGAAUGCCAAAGAACUCUCCGAAACUUACGGUGUAAAGGUCAAAGCCUACAAGUGCGACGUCGGAAACUGGGAGAGCGUUCAGAAGCUCGUCAACGAUACCAUCAAGGAAUUCGGGAAGAUCGAUGCCUUCAUUGCCAACGCCGGCCGCACCGCCAACAGUGGUGUUCUCGACGGUUCCGUCCAAGACUGGGAAGAAGUCAUCCAGACCGACUUAAACGGUACCUUCCACUGCGCUAAGGCUGUCGGCGCUCACUUCAAGGAGCGCGGGACUGGUAGCUUCGUCAUUACCUCCUCGAUGUCUGGCCACAUCGCCAACUUCCCUCAAGAACAAACCUCUUACAACGUUGCUAAGGCCGGUUGCAUCCACAUGGCUCGCUCUCUCGCUAACGAGUGGCGUGACUUUGCUCGUGUCAACAGCAUUUCUCCUGGUUAUAUCGACACAGGUCUGUCGGACUUUGUCGAGCAAAAGACCCAGGAUCUUUGGAACUCGAUGAUUCCUAUGGGUCGUAAUGGACAGGCUAAGGAACUGAAGGGUGCCUAUGUCUACCUGGUCAGCGAUGCUAGCACCUACAUGACUGGCAAUGAUCUCAUCAUUGAUGGCGGUUACUGUGUGCGGUAA
Messenger RNA from Penicillium angulare, 801 nucleotides. Its product is annotated as SDR family oxidoreductase. The record is from RefSeq and is a predicted model, not a curated record. The transcript has a single exon. Gene Ontology annotation, cellular component: intracellular anatomical structure. Gene Ontology annotation, molecular function: oxidoreductase activity, acting on NAD(P)H, oxygen as acceptor. NCBI's taxonomy places the organism in Eukaryota, Fungi, Ascomycota, Eurotiomycetes, Eurotiales, Aspergillaceae. The coding region runs from base 1 to 801 and encodes 266 amino acids.